AUGGUUUUCAGAUCCCCCUUAGAGCUUUAUCCCUCCCAUUUCUUCCUGCCAAACUUCGCUGAUCGCCCCCUGCUCCUGGCGAACAGCGCUCCCACCGCCAGGUCUCCAGAAGACUUGUCCAUGUUUCAGCUACCGACCCUCAACUUUUCCCCGGAGCAGGUGGCGAGCGUCUGCGAGACGCUGGAGGAGACCGGGGACAUCGAACGGCUGGGCCGCUUCCUCUGGUCCCUUCCGGUGGCGCCCGGCGCUUGCGAGGCGAUCAACAAGCACGAAUCCAUCCUGCGCGCCCGCGCCGUGGUGGCGUUUCACACGGGCAAUUUCAGAGACCUGUACCACAUCCUGGAGAACCACAAGUUCACCAAGGACUCCCACGGCAAGCUGCAGGCCAUGUGGCUGGAGGCGCACUACCAGGAGGCCGAGAAGCUCCGCGGCCGCCCCCUCGGACCGGUCGAUAAGUACCGGGUGCGGAAGAAGUUUCCGCUGCCUCGCACCAUAUGGGACGGCGAGCAGAAGACGCACUGUUUCAAGGAGAGGACGCGGAGCCUGCUCAGGGAGUGGUACCUGCAGGACCCCUAUCCGAACCCCAGCAAGAAAAGGGAACUGGCGCAAGCCACUGGACUCACUCCCACACAGGUCGGGAAUUGGUUUAAAAACCGCAGGCAACGAGACAGAGCAGCGGCGGCAAAAAACAGGCUCCAACAUCAAGCAAUAGGAGCGAACGGUAUGCGGUCCCUUUCAGAGUCCGGCCUCACCCCGCAUAGCUCGGCAGAGUCGCCCUCCACCGCGGCCAGUCCCACCACCAGCGUCUCCAGCGCGACAGAGCGCGUCGACACCGGCACGUCCAUCCUGUCCGUCACCUCCAGCGACUCGGAGUGCGACGUAUGA
Lampris incognitus (smalleye Pacific opah) is the source of this 885-nucleotide messenger RNA. It is a transcript of the gene six3a, whose product is annotated as SIX homeobox 3a. Gene Ontology annotation, cellular component: nucleus; transcription regulator complex. The transcript is spliced from 2 exons. The coding region runs from base 1 to 885 and encodes 294 amino acids. The record is from RefSeq and is a predicted model, not a curated record. NCBI's taxonomy places the organism in Eukaryota, Metazoa, Chordata, Actinopteri, Lampriformes, Lampridae. Gene Ontology annotation, molecular function: RNA polymerase II cis-regulatory region sequence-specific DNA binding; DNA-binding transcription factor activity, RNA polymerase II-specific. Gene Ontology annotation, biological process: eye development; brain development; regulation of transcription by RNA polymerase II.